Dimorphilus gyrociliatus is the source of this 6402-nucleotide messenger RNA. Lineage: Eukaryota; Metazoa; Annelida; Polychaeta; Dinophilidae. The record is from the annotation of a GenBank genome assembly.
GAAACGGAAAUAGAAAUAUAGCGAAAAUAGCUACAGUCCUUGAUGUGGCGGCUAAAUUUGCCGCGUUUCCUGCUAUUUGCCCAGAUUCUUGGAUAAUUUUAAAAUUUCAUGAGCUAUUAACCUUACGGCUAGCCCCUCGGUACACUCGCUGAGAAUUCAACAGUUGCAUAAUUUGGAAACCGCGUGAAAUCGUAGAGUUCUUCGUUAUCGUUGACCCACGCCGUUUAAGUCUUUUACGGAAUGGAAUUGACUCCAAAGCUGCAAAAUGUACGUCUGCCAAGCUCUAUAUCAAAGCAAUCAAUUCCAGCCGAUUUUGAAAAUGAUGUUUUAAGUUGCAGUUACUCUCAACAUGGCAGUUUUUGCUGGAGAGUCUAUCCUAACAAAGUUGUCAUUCUAUCAGCGUCAAACUUACACGUAAUAAGUGAAUUUAUUAUUCACUCCUGUAAAAUAAGCCAAGUUUGUGAAUUGGAAGACAAGUUAUUAAUAAGUACUGUAACUUCUGAGACAUCCCAUAUAUAUAUAUACGAUUAUAAGACUGGAGAUAUUUCAUGUAUGCUGCACAUAAGAUUGGACGUUAACAGCGAUAUAAUUUCUUCUGCUAAAUUUUUUCAAAAUGUUGUGGCCCUAGGAACAGAGUGUGGAAAGUUGUUUCUACUUGAUGUACACACAAGCAUAUGGAGAUUAAGUAGGAAAAGGAAAGAGGAUUUUAUCACUAUAAAUGUUGCUUUUCCGGAUGACCAAAUCAAUGAGAAAAGAGAUCGUCGUUCUCCCUUAUGUUUUCCAUUGAAAGUUGAAAGUAAGGAAGAAAAAAGAUCCCCGAACUCGUUGCAGUAUUGUUCUCCAUCAGGCGAAGUUUUAGCUGAACUUGACAACUGGGAUUAUCGAGAUGUCACAUGUCUCCACUUUAUUCCCGAGUCUAAAUCUCUAUGGGUUGGAUAUAUUUUCGGUUGUUAUCAAGUAUGGAAUUUAACUGAUGCCAACUUAGAAUAUAGCAGCAAAUAUGAUACUGAUAUACCAUCAAUCACACAUAUUUUUCAUUUGAUUCCUGAGGAUGAUCCACUCAGUUGCUUAUACACAGUUGUUGGCUAUAGCUCCUUUCACCUUGAAAAUCCUGUAUCGAGUUCAAUUGAAAUUGUUCAGUGCAGUUAUCAAGAAAGUCGAAUUAUUAACGGUCGAAUGAACUUUUUUGAGCUUGUCAGUAUUACUAAACGCUUCGAGCACUCUCUAACUUCGAAUCCUUACGCUUACGAAGAUAAAAAUGCUGGUAAAGAAUGGUACGGAUCACGCAUAAUAGAUUGUAGAAGAUUGCCAGAUCAAAAUCCUAAAUCUCCUAUAACAAAGUUGGGCUAUUGGUUAUGGGAAGCUGCUAUAUCUUCUUCUGGAGAGAGCAAGACUUUCUUGGCAAUAUUCGACUUGAACGUCUGGUAUCAAGAGAUGUUUCAAACCGAAUUGUUGGAAACAUCUGGAUUUCUGGUAUUAUACGAUUUGUCGAUAAAUGUACCUUGCAGCAGUAUUUUAUCGACUCGUCUUCAGGAUAUAUCUUAUUUUGAAAGUAGAGAAGCAAUUAAACCUAAUCAGCAUCUUUGGCCAGCUUCUCUCUCUUUAAAUGUCGCUCUAACUCUACAAAAUUGUGAAAUUAAGAAUGUAAUACGUGGAAUUCAGUGCGAAAUCUUUGCAAUGUUCUAUGAAAAGACAACUAGCUGGUUCUUAGAUCCUAAUCAGGUCCUCGUAGCUUGCCAGGAGGCUUUUUUAUUGCCUUCGACAGUAUUUCAAUUAGAUAUAAGUCAACAACGAGAGGAACUUUUCAAACUUCUUUUCAAAUAUAACGAAUUUGAAACUAUAUAUACAUGUAUUGCGUCUUGGCUCAGGGGAGAAAAUCUCUUUAGUGUAGCCAUUUUGGAGGAUAUAUUUGUUUGGUUGUGGAAUAUAACGAAACAGCUAAAAUUAAACUUGAAUGAAGUGAUGCGACGCUUUUAUUGUCUUAACGAAAAAGUAUCUUCAGUUGAAAUUCUUAAAGAAUUAUGGAGGAGCUUUAAAAUGAUAAAACAACUAUACAGCUACUGCUUUAGUUCAAUAUAUCUUCCGAAAAUUGAAGGAGAUAAGGGUUUAGUUAGAAAUCAAUCUGAAACUGUAGAUUUAAUUGUUAUUUAUUUGGGAGUCAUUAUAACAUUUGCUAAAAUGGACAUGCUGGAUUCAGAAAGUGAUGAGUUUGAAAAAAUAUCAUACUCUUACGAGGAAAUAAAAAGUGACUAUGACACUUUAAGAGAUGACAAUGUUCUGCUCAUUGAUGAAGUACUUGAAAAAUACGAAGACUUGAAAGAUUUCUUCUGUGGAGAAAACUUUAAAUAUCCUCCCUGUUCAUUGACUGUAAGAGAAACACUUAGAAUUGAAAAAACUUUUGGAUGUAUCUUAUGCGAAACUAUGUCUCCCGUUGUCAAGUAUCAAUGCCUAAUCUACUUCUUAUUCAGCGUUAUGGAAUAUAAUGAGAAUCUUACUGAUUUAUAUCAAAAUUGUAUGGUUGAUAUGUCCAAGUAUUUCCAUUGUUACGAAAUACAUACGACUCUAAUGGAAUUUGUUAAGGCUAUAAGUUUAUUAGAUAGAAAGCUAUAUGAGUCGGCUUAUGAACAUCUAAUGUGCUCUUUAUCUGAAGGAACAAUACAAAAUAGUUUAUGGUCUCACGUCAAGAUAUCUAAAAUAUUAUGCGAUAAUUUAUGUCCAAGAAAAGCUCUGUACUAUUUUGAAAGAUGUUUAAGUGGAACUCCAGACAGUGAAUGCGAUUUUAAUAUGUUGAAAAUUUAUUUAAGUCUUUGUAUCAGAGCUGGGGAUAUGAGGAAAACGUUAACGCUAAUAAGAACAAAUAGGGAAAGGCAUCACAAGGAAGUUAACUCAGCCGUGUUCGAUCACGUUCUCACAGAAUGCGAAGAAUAUAAACAAUUGGGAAGUUUCUUCUCAUCCGAUUUAGGAACAAGUGAAGAGGAAGAGAUAGAAAAGUCACUACAAUUUCGCCGAUCAUUGAAGGAAUUUUCGAAAGACUGCUUAGUUAUAUUUUAUUUACUACGGAAUCGUGUUGUUGAGGCUAUUCGCUUGAAUCAAGUUUUGAAUUCCAAUAGCACAGAGAAUGAAGACGAAGAAUCGAGGAAGCGCAAAUCAAUUAGAAAUGAAAUUAUGAGUAAAAUAGAAAAAGAAAUGCCAAUUUAUUUCAAAGAUUCCAUUCACAUAGCCUACGAUGACUGCUUGCCAUCGGCUAAAGAACGUAAGAAGCCGACUCCCUUGUCUACAACUUUGUUAAAGCCCGAAGUUAACUGGUCUGUUGACGAAAUAAAUGCAUUAUUUAUUAAGAAGGCUAUUGAAUUAAAUGUUCGCUCUGAUAAAACGGUGGUUGUUGAUACUGAGAGAAAAUUUCUAAAAUGCCCUGUCCUAUGCGAUACCAUAAUAUUGGAUAUCAAACCACGUAACCGUUUUCCUGAUGAUAUUCGUAACAUCUUGGAGACAAAUUAUACUAUGAAUGAGGGAACACCAGUUAAAGUUGUGAAAAAGAUGUUACCCAAAUUGUCAUCCAUACUAAAAGUGAAAAAAUCGUAUACCUAUCCUGGUGAUUCUUCAAUAACCUUCCCUGAGAGAGAUGACAGCGACUUUAUAAAAAAGAAAAUAACCUUCUCUCCCUCUGCCGUCCCCUCCACUACUCAAAGCUUCGACAAUAGUGAGAAAUCUGAUACAACUAAAGAUGAUAGCAAGUACGAGGAUGCUGAAGAAGAAUAUUUUUGCAAUGUAGACGACGAUGAAAAUGAUAGUCUGGAAAAUAACGAAAUAAUUACGGUCGAAGACCCCAUGGAAACAGAUAAAGAAUUUUUGCUCAAGGAAUCUAAACGAGAGACAAAAAUAAUUUCCUUUGAACCUAUUGCCUCUGUUGAGGAUGAUGAGGAAAAUACGGCAGACACAGAGAGUCAAUCUAAAGAGGACGACGAUGUGAAAACAAGUGAUAUAGAAGAUAAUAUGACAGAAUUAAAGUCUGCGGAAAUAGAUGUAGAAAGUGAUGGUGAUGGGGCUUGGCUCCACAUUGAUAGUGAACCGUCAAUUAUAGAAGUAAAUACAGAAGCUGAUCUGGAUGUAGUUGACUCGAAAAAUACAAUUGAAGACAUAAAGAACGAUAAUCUUGAGGAGCAGAAAUUUUUCAUGCCUGGUGAACCAGAAACUUCCACUGCCGCAUGUGCGGAUUCUCAUAUUCGAGACUACUGUAAACACGAAGCAAGCGAUUCCAAAGAUGAUAUUUCGCCAUAUGGACAUGUCAAGGGUAGAAGGACAUAUAGGGAGCAGAUAUCGAAUUCUACAACUGACGCAUACUCUGUUCUUUGUAAUGCUAGCGGUACAACCUUACAAAAUAACAUGCCUUCAGAGGUCAAAGAGAGUGUUGUAGAAGAGAGUGAAAAAAUGCAGCCUUUCAAUUUACAUGAUGUAGUUUUAUCGAAUAUGAGAAAUAUUGAAAAUGGUAGUCAUAUUGCUAUGGACGGAAGUACUAUGGUGUCUUACAGUGCCAUGGAAGACGUUGGUGAUAUAUCCGAACAAGACGACGUUUUAACAACAUCUUCCCGUGAACAAAGUGCUGAUGAAGUGAUCGAAGUUGAAGAUGACGUUUCUCCUGAAGAUUCUGUAUCAAAUGAGGGAGGAACGAGGCGUAUUCCUGUUUUUGAACAGAAUUUGGGAGAGGCUCGUUAUAGAAAUGAUGAUUUGAUUCGACAAAUUGUUGAAGGUGCAGAGAGCUCCUCUGAAUCGUCGGCCCCUUCUGUUUCUCCAGCAAUAAAUGACCUUAUGGAAGGUGUGGAAACGGUUUCAGUAUUCAGACAACAAAAUAAUGUAACAGUAACAGAAUAUGAUGUUCCAGUAGAAAAUUAUCACGAUCCUAAAGAUGAUGAGUCUGUUAAAGACUUAAGAUCCAAAAACGACCAAGAAAGACAGGAUGGAAAUUCUGCCAGUAAUUUAGUUUUUACAUAUUCCGAUGAUAACGAUGCAGCUGAUACUCCAUCGCAUAUUGAAACUGAAUCUACACUAGGCAGGAAUCAAGAGGAACCAAGCGAAACGGAAGAAAGUAGUUUGCAUAGUACAAGUGAUCAGAGAGAAAUAGAAUCAUUGGAAAGGGAAGAUAGAGAGCAAGAAAAUGAAGAUGAAAGUGAUAUCGAUGAUGAGAGUAAUGACAGUAAUAGCAAUAAAGAUGAAGUAAUCGAUUGCAAUGACAAUGCAGAAAAUUCCAGUGAAGAUCUACCUAAAAUAGACGAGGAAGACUACGAAGAAAUUGAAAAUACUGUUGUUGUUAUUAACAGAGCGCCGUCUCUUACACUUGAAGAAGUUGAUGCUGAAAUUGAAAAGGCUGACAGUACUCUUAGCAUAGCUGGUUCAUCAAGAUUACCUGAGAUAGAAACGCCUAUUGCUAGCGAAGUCAAAGCAGAUAGCGAUGACUCAGUAUUCGAUGAAAAGCCAGAACCACCUAUAGACGACAUGUACGAUUGCUUGUCAACUUGUUCCUCUGUGACAAGUUCAAAAAGUGGUAGAAGAAAGCGAAAGAGAAUAUUCGAGAAGAGUGACCGCGUUACAAGGAGCAGCUCUCGAAGAGUAUCUCCUCCAAGUGGAAGCACUCAACCUACAAAGAAAAUUAUAAUGCAAAAGUUUAUGGAAGAAAAUAGAAUAUGCGAAGAAGAGGCGGUAUCGGCGGAAGAGAUCGAUGAAGCAACCAGAGAAAAAUUGAAAAAAGAGGCUGAAGAUAUAGAAGAAGGGGCCAGUGGAGUGUCCAAUCCGGGAUCCACAAGAAGAUUAAGAUCAACAUCCAGUGCCACAACUCCAAUAAAAUCUUCAACACCAAAGAAACAGUCGAGAGCGUCUCCAGCAAAAAGUCUAACCAUAAUGACUCGUAGUAGAACUAGGCAAUUAGAGAGUCUGGCAGAGGAUACAAUUUUUGAAAAUUCCGAAUGGUUAGUACCGUUCGAUAGACAAUCAACUCAAUCAUAUAGGCAGAGGAGGAGCGAGAGCGUAGAUUUGGAUAGGAUAUCAGUGAGUUCAGAGCCCCGGUCCAGACGUCUUUCCGAGUCAGCUUUAUCUGAUCACAGCUCAGAUCGUCCAAAAAGAGGUCGUGGUCGACCAAGAAAAACAUCAACAACACAAGAGUCAAAUCCACUACCAGGUUGUUCAAGAACCUCAGAUAACAGAAGACGGGGUGGAAGUGAAGAGCCUGCAAGUUCUCCGUCUCGAAAUCGAAGAAGACAAAAAAGAGAGUCGCUAACGCCGGAUAUACUCUCAUCCUCUGAAACGGAAAUAAGAACAGAUAGGAAUUUAAGAGGUGGAAGCGUUGAUUCCGAAAGACCAGUAACCAGAUACUCCCUUCGACGUAUUUCGAGGUAUACAUUUGACCCCUAA